Kogia breviceps (pygmy sperm whale) is the source of this 1768-nucleotide messenger RNA. Lineage: Eukaryota; Metazoa; Chordata; Mammalia; Artiodactyla; Physeteridae. The record is from RefSeq and is a predicted model, not a curated record.
UAUGCACCUGUCCUUGGGCAACCUGAACUUAUUAGGAAGUUGUUAGAAAAAAAUUCAGGUAAUCAUAACACUUUUUCAUAGCUCAUUUGGUAGCAUUUUUAUAUUUUACUCUUACCUUUAUGAGGAUUGCUAAAAGCAAUCACCAUAUGAAAAAAUGUCUGUACCUUCUACAAAAAUCAAAACAUUUCCACAGGUGGCUCAAUGUCCCAUGCAAUGAAAGCAAACCAUAACUACCACUUUCUCAGUGCCUACCAUGUGCUGAGAUUUGGGGUAAGCAGUUUACACGUAUUAUUUCUAAUUUUUACAAUAAUGCUAAAAGAGAGGGUCCCAGGAAACAGGCGCUGAGGAGACCGUGCAGGAGGCUUACAGCGGAGGGCUCUUCAGAACAGCACUUGUGAGCAAACGAGGAGCAGGGCGGGGCAGAGAGAGGAGUUGAAGUAACUCACAGCUGCAGCAGAGGCCUCGGUUAAUCCUAAAGUGAAGUAUGGAACCUGGAUGACUCUUCAGAGUUGCCCUGAAUUGAGGCAAGGAGGCUGUACCUUUGUAUUUCAGCACUGACCAAUCACUGGGUCCAGGAUGCCACUGGAGAGGGAGCCUAACCGUGGGCAACGGGAAAUUCCUGGGAGGAAUCCAACCAGAAGCCAUCAGCGAUCAGUGCUCCAGGCAGCUGGUGAAGAUGCACCAGCGUCUCAUUCCUGGAGGAGGGGUCCGGGAAGUGUAUUACAUAUCACAGAAGAUACAUGAUGCAUCGCUAUUUAAAAGAAAAGAGAACUAAGAGAAAGGUAAGAGCUUAUCCAAGGUCACUAUCAGAGUGUCCUUAAUGCAAAUUCAUGUUAGCUUUCAAAACUAGGACCUGGUAUGCUUCUCUCGUGCAGACACUGAAAAGUACAGAAAGUCACUGUAUUUACCUUUUUGCCAUGGUUGCCAGGAAGUUCAUAGCUCAUUUUACUAUUUAGCUGAAGUAACCAUAUUUACCUGGGUUACUGCUAUACUCCCUGUACUCUGAUUUCUCAUUUUCUGAUUCUAUUUUUAGCUUUCUUCAUAUGCAUAUUCCCUUCUUUGUAUAUCUAUAUUAUACAUUACAAGACAGUCCGUCUCAUCCUCAUCACCUCUAAGAAGAGUAUCCAAAUCAUUUACACAUCAAGUGAACAACGGCAGGCAUAAAAUAAUGGACACUCCGUGGCCUCCUUUGGUGUUGGCGCACAUCAGUGGGGUCACAUCAAGCAAACCUGGAGCAUCCCUGGUCUACCCCAUGCCCUCCCGGAAUGUGUCACUGCGGCUGCAGGGCCUCCAGGAGAAAGACUCCGGACCCUACCUCUGUUCUGUGAACUUGCAAGACAGUCAAGGCACUGUUCGAGGUCACAGCAGCAAGACUUUAGAACUCAGUGUGCUGGUUCCCCCAGCUCCUCCAUCCUGCCGCCUCCGGGGCGCGCCCCACGUGGGGACCAACGUGACCCUGAGCUGCCAGUCCCCAAGGAGUAAGCCCGCUGCCCAAUACCAGUGGGUGCGGUCGCCCCCAUCCUCCCAGGUCUUCUUUGCACCUGUUUUAGGUGAGGAAACUUCCGGAGACACUGAGAGUGCGGCUGGGGUAGAGGAAAGAUGAGGUACCAGAGGGGCUGGGGUGCCAGGGGAGGCGAUGCUGAAAAGCACUGUCGGCGGGGAGGAGAAGGGUGUGGGGAGGGGCUGGAGAGAGAGGCCCUGCCAGGUGCGGGCACGUGCUGCAGACUUGCGUUACUCGAGGCGCUGGGGCUAGAAGAUCUGCGUUCAA